AUGUUUCACAUCUCCCUCUUGAAAUGCUAUCAUGGGGAAGUGCCUGAUGUAUAUCUUCCGUUACCUUUGACCACGACCACAGAGUGUCCCAUUCUGCAAUCCACUGCUGUACUUACUGUUCGUCAUAUUCAAAAUGGUCGCAUAUGGGUUUGUCAAGUUUUGAUUCAGUGGGAUGGCUCCCUUGAUUCCACUUGGGAAGAUGCGUCUGUUAUUGCCUCCAAUUACCCAGUGUUUGACCUUAACGACAAGAUGAAGGGAGAAAGGAAGGCUAAUAUUUCUAGUUAUGCAAAGUUUGUAGAAGAAUUCUACAAGAAGAACAAGGGGAAAUAUAAAUCAAUUGGCGAAGGACAGGGAGAUUUGACAAAAGCAUACGACAAGUUGUCACCAGCAAAGAAGGAGGAAUACUCAAAGAAAGCAAAGGAAGAGAGAGGAGAGACAGUUGCAAAAUAUAUUGUACCCUUUCACACUCAUUGCUCUCCCAGUCAGUUUUCAGAGUGGACAUGUGGAAGCAACAACUCAAUAAAAGGAAGACAACUGAAAGGAAUAAUGUUGGAGGAUGCAUCUAUUUUCUCAUGCCAAGAAGAAGCACCAAAGCUUGAUGAUGCCCUCGCAUAUUGGGAUGAGGAGAAGGUUGUCGAAAGGGUAAAGGUAGAGAAAAAGAGCAUCCGAGGCAUAUUGCAUGAUCCCAUGAGUACAUAUGGUAGUUCUUCCACCAAGUCUUAUCCAACAUGUGCUUUUAGUCACUCGGAUUUAGAAACUAUUGACAAGACAAAACGAGAGGGUGAUGAUAUAGAAGAACAAGCACAUAAGGAUUCUGAAGAGAAGGACGAAGAAGAGGAAGAGGAAGAUGAUGAGGAUAAUUCAGAAGAGGCUGAUGAGGAUAAAGAAGGUGAAGGAAAGAACAAAGAGGUUGAUGAGGAUGAAGAAAGUGAAGGAAAGGAUGAAGAGGCAGAUAAGAAAAGCUCCGAAGAAGGUGAAGAAGGAGAUGAGCAAGGAGUUGAGGAGAAUGUUGAACUGGGUGAAGAGAAAGAUGAGGAAAAAUCUGAACGGGAUGGGGAUGAAGGAGAAGAGAAAGAAGCAAAAGAAAAAAGAGAGGAAACAAUUUGUGUACAUGAGAGCAUGGAUGAAGGAGGGGAAGAAGUAAAGGGGGAAGUGGGAAAGUUAAGUACAUAUGAAGAUGAAGUAAAAGAAAAAGAAGCUGCAGAAGGAAUUAGACAGCUCCAGAUUGUAGAAGUAAGAGAACAUAGGAGAUCACAAAGGACCUUUAUGCAGAUGUAUGCUAAUUUCCUAACUCGUACCGAGCUUCAAUGUCUUGGUGGAACCAGAUGGAUUAGUGAUAGGUUUAUGACAAUGGUUACCAGGACAUUAGUUGGAGAUCAUAAAGAGAAUGAAGGCAAAGUUAGGAGGCACAUUUUUGGUUCAGAGUUCAUGGAAAAAAUGUACAAGCGAAGAAAGAAAAAGGAUAAGAAUAUUAAAAAGGGUGAGAAGCUUGUCGGGAAGAAGAGGGACAAAACAGGACAAGCAGAUGUGAAGGAAAAGCUAGCACAGGCUUGUUCGUGGGAUAACACUUACCUGGAUGACAACGGUUAUGUGAUGUCAGAAUACUCAGACGACGACCUUCGACAUAUGAAGGUCAAACUAUUGUGA
This is a messenger RNA of Prosopis cineraria, 1647 nucleotides long. RefSeq lists its product as uncharacterized. The transcript has 10 exons. NCBI's taxonomy places the organism in Eukaryota, Viridiplantae, Streptophyta, Magnoliopsida, Fabales, Fabaceae. The coding region runs from base 1 to 1647 and encodes 548 amino acids. The record is from RefSeq and is a predicted model, not a curated record.